UGUGUGCACAUCUCCCUUCAGUCUGCGACGUGGAGCCAAAACAACACACACACAGCAAUAAAGUGACAACAAUGCAUUUUGUGCCGGGAACUUCGGCCGCGGGUCAGAAUUCCUCUUGAUAUCUGUGUGAUUACAUCAACAGCACCCAGCCGGUAUAAAUACUGGCUGAGCAGCUCCAUCGGUCUCACAGUCGUCACAGAUCAGAUCGCUGAGGUGUCCUAAUCUCUGGUCAUCAUGAGGGUGUUUGCAGUUAUCCUUGCUUUGGCGGUCUUCUCAGGCUGCCAGGCACGAAGCGUGCUUCAGCAGGACUGGCAGAACAGCUGGGAAGUCACAGUCGAGAAGUUUAAGGAUUAUAUCACAGACCUGAACUCGAAGGCUGAUGCAGUGAUGAAGGACAUCAAGAGCUCCCAGAUCAGCAGAGAGCUCGACACCCUGAUCCAGGACAGCAUGGCAGAGCUGACCAUGUACAAGGAUGACCUGCAGACCAAGCUGGCUCCCUACACUCAAGAGGCCACAGACCGUCUGGGCAAAGACUUGCAGCUCCUGGCUGAUAAACUCCGCAAUCACAUGAUGGAGGCCCGAGAGCAGAUGAACACGUACAUGCAGGAGCUUCAGUCCAUGAUGGAGCAGAACACCGACGACGUCAGGUCCCGGGUCGCCACCUACACCCGCAAACUGAAGAAACGCCUCAACAAGGACACACAGGAGAUCAAGAGGCAUGUUUCCGACUAUUUCGGGGAGCUUCAGUCCCGCACCUCUGAGAACAUGGAGGACCUGAAGACAAGACUGGACCCUUACUUUGCUCAGGUGCGAGACAACGCCCAGGCGAAGAUCACCACCCUGAACGAUCUGCUGAAGUCUCAGGUUGAGAACGUGAAGACCAAGAUGCAGAGCACAGCUGAGGACAUGAGAGAGCGCUUCGAGAACAUGAAAGAGCGCUUCGAGGACAUGAAAGAUAGCUUCGAGGACACUGCUGACAACCUGCGAUCCACCAUGGCGGAUAAGCUGAGCGACGUGCGUGACUGGUUUCAAUCCUGCGUGUCCUUUUUCAGUGAACGCCUGUAAACCUUGCAACCACCCCGGACUGCUCAUUCAUCCAUGGAUCCACAGAUUAAAAUUGUAAUUCAACAGUAAAAGCUCUCAGAUGUUUGUUAGAUCUCUCCCUGUGACUUUAAUAAAAACCAGCUGCUCACAUGUGA
This is a messenger RNA of Archocentrus centrarchus (flier cichlid), 1199 nucleotides long. It is a transcript of the gene apoea, whose product is annotated as apolipoprotein Ea. The transcript has 5 exons. Gene Ontology annotation, molecular function: phospholipid binding; phosphatidylcholine-sterol O-acyltransferase activator activity; cholesterol transfer activity. Gene Ontology annotation, cellular component: extracellular vesicle; chylomicron; very-low-density lipoprotein particle. Gene Ontology annotation, biological process: acylglycerol homeostasis; phospholipid efflux; cholesterol efflux. Lineage: Eukaryota; Metazoa; Chordata; Actinopteri; Cichliformes; Cichlidae. The coding region runs from base 235 to 1065 and encodes 276 amino acids. The record is from RefSeq and is a predicted model, not a curated record.